Molecule: messenger RNA, 1828 nt
Organism: Prunus dulcis (almond)
Lineage: Eukaryota; Viridiplantae; Streptophyta; Magnoliopsida; Rosales; Rosaceae
Product: casparian strip membrane protein 1-like
Exons: 4
Coding region: 1165-1737 (190 amino acids)
Source: RefSeq, a predicted model, not a curated record
UUCCUCCUUGUUGUAAUGAGCCAAACUCCGAUGCGGUUCUUCUUUUUCUCCCCCUCCUCCCAAAUUCCAACCCAACCAUUCCCACAGAACACUGCAAGUUUUAAGACCCUGGUUGAAAUUGGAUUAUGAAUCAUCUCAGGUCUUGCAUGUAAGUAUGAGAUAAUAUAUAUGUGAUGCAGCCAAGGAUGACUUGCCGGCGGCUACUACUUCUCUUGUUUAUAGGUACAUAAAAUUUUCAUCAAAUGUGACAACUUUGUUUCUACCCAUGCUCUGCAAUUUUAGCAAGCAAGAGAAACAAGGAGCCUUCUGUUAUGCACACUGAAAUUAACUAGAAGAAUGAAAACACUAAUUUAAUUUGUGUUGCGAUUGAAUGAGAUCCAAUACCAGAUGAUCCAAAAGUUUAUGUGUGUGUAGUAGAGAUAAUCGGCAAGUUGUCCAUGGCUACAUGUCUAUCUCAUGUUUACAUGUUAGAUCAAUGAUGAUAAUGAUAAUGGAGAGGGAAGAAGCCCAGAUUGAAUGAUGUACAUGGCAGUAAGUUUUCUCAUUUUUGCUUCUAUAAAAAUCCCAACUCUCUCAUUUGUGCUUUUUUGCAAGUACUUUCUGACAAAAUGAUCCCAUGUUUUUUCUUUUUCAUUUUUUGAUCAAAUCCCAUGUUUUUUUGUUGAUUAUAUGGCAUUUUCAUGGUGUUUGUUAUAUAGAUGAUGGUCAAUUUUUAUUUUAUUUUCCCCAAUUAUAAAGAUUUGUGAAGUAGUGCAGGUCCAAAACAGCAAACAAGUUUCUACUUGUCAAGAUUUCACUAAGCAGGAAGUCCUGUAUCUCAUGACAUAUUGCUGCUUCUUCCUCCCUUCUGAAGUUUUGAGCCAAGAGAAGGCUCUUUGUUCAGAAUUAAAUAUUGAGCAAGUGAGAGCCGGUGGGAUUGCCUUUGUCACUAAACUCCAGCUUUACCAGUGAGAUGUCAUCAUUCAGCCUAUCACAGGCUUACAUAUGGCAUGCCCAGGAGAAGCAUACAUACACAAGGCAAGGCAUUGAAACCCAACAUACAAAUUACUAUAAAUGCAUGCCUUCCCCUGUAUCUAUCUCCACAGCAAUAUCAUCAGUCUAUCAAGUACACAGUACAAUUUCAAAACUCCCUACACUUUCAAAGAGAAAAACUAAGUAAGAAAAAUGAAGGCAGGAGGAGCAGUUGAUGCUACUGAUAAAGAAGCCUCAAAACCCAUCCCAAUCCCAAAAGUAAGGGUGAGCAGAGUGCUCUCUGUUCUAGACUUCACUCUGCGGGUAGUUGCAGCCCUUGGAACAUUGGCAAGUGCUAUAGCUAUGGGAACCAGCCGGGAAACGCUUCCCUUUGCCGCGCAGUUUGUUCGAUUCAGGGCUCGUUACAAGGAUCUUCCCACGUUAAUGUUUUUUGUGAUUGCCAACUCAAUUGUAUGUGUCUACCUUGUGCUUUCUCUUCCUUUAUCCGUUGUCCAUAUCAUCUGGACUGCAGCAAAAAACAGCAGGAUCGUCUUGAUCAUCUCUGACACGGUGAUGAUGGGGCUUUUAACUGCUGGAGCUUCAGCAGCAGCAGCCAUAGUGUACCUGGCACAUUAUGGCAACUCCAGCACCAACUGGUUUGCAUUUUGCAGGCAAUUCAACAGCUUCUGCGAGCGCAUUUCUGGGUCUCUCAUCGGCUCCUUUGUUGCCAUAACUGUACUUGUACUCCUAAUCAUCAUGUCAUCUGUGGCAAUCUCUCGACGCUGAUGUGUUGCAAUCAACUGCUGGGUUUGUAAGUGUGUGAUAUGAAAAAAUUUGCUACUAGUAUCUUUCAUUUACACAACAUAAAAUGUACGUU